CAAAAUAUCUCUAUCGUUACCCUUUCCCAAAAUAUAUAGAUAAGGCUCAAAGAACAGACGAAGGGACACGGGGGACAAACCUUCUCUUCAAUUUUCCGGCGAUUUCUCAGCAACCAAACAAAGCUUUCACUUGCUUUCUUAAAAUCGGUUCGUCAACAGCACAAAGAAAUUCGUGUAUCACAUCCCAAGUUGAAGCCCUAUCAAGAAGGAUGGAGAACCCAUUGGCACAAUCUGUUGAAGAUCUCCGGAUAGAUCUGAAGAACCAAUGUAUGUUGGAUUCCGGAACAGCUGAAUCUGAGGUUGAUGAAUUUUGGCCACUAUCAGGGAAACCUUACUUUCAUGUGUUUCUUGCUAAAUCUCAGCUGAAACCCUUGUACCAACUGCAUCUUCCAGUAAAAGCCCAACCAGUGCUUCCUAGUUCUAGAAUCCCCGUGGUUCUCACCUAUCGUGGCAAGAACUGGGAGAUUAUUUUGCAUGGAGAUAGCAGCCGCAAAAGGUUUGACCCCCCCAGUUGGAGAACAUUUGCCAGUGACAAUGAUCUGAAGGUUGGGGAUGCAUGUUUAUUUGAACUCGUGGAAUUCAGCAGCUCAAAUCACAAGUUUCGAGUUCAAAUUCUCAGAGGUGAUUUCCCAUCAGUGUUGUUGGAAAGGGUAAAUGGUGAGACUCCAAACACUCCUAUUGUCGUUGAUUAAGAUCUCGAUGCUGAUAUGAGGAUUUGUCUAACUUUUGUGACAAGAUUAUGGCAAGUAACUUGUAGGUAUAUGUAAUUCGUAUAUGGAUUGUUUGCUGUUUUCCAUGUUUAUGUAUAUGGGCUUCAAGUUUUUUGUAUGAAGAUCAUCUUUUUGUGCACAAAAUUUGUGACUGGACUUUCUUUCCUAUUUUAGGCAUGUGUUGGGUACCUUGAUCUUGUCAACAAA
Messenger RNA from Camellia sinensis, 917 nucleotides. Its product is annotated as B3 domain-containing protein Os04g0386900. Gene Ontology annotation, molecular function: DNA binding. Lineage: Eukaryota; Viridiplantae; Streptophyta; Magnoliopsida; Ericales; Theaceae. The record is from RefSeq and is a predicted model, not a curated record.